UUCUGCACCCCCAAAUUCCUCUUCCCUCAUUUUCAUCGCCUCUUCGUUGCAUGCACAUCUUUCCUCUAAAGUAAAGGGAAGCUAGGAGAAGAUGGGUGCUCUUCACUUUCUAUCAAACUUUUGCACUGUCACUAACACAAGAACCAAUAGGAAACCCAUGCAGACAGUAGAGAUAAAAGUGAAAAUGGACUGUGAUGGAUGUGAAAGGAAAGUCAAGAAUGCCGUUAACAGUAUAAAAGGUUUGAAAACAGUGGAAGUGAACAGAAAGCAAAACAGGAUAACAGUGAGUGGUCAUAUUGAUCCAAACAAAGUACUGAAGAGAGUAAAGAGCACUGGGAAAAUGGCAAUAUUCUGGCCGUAUGCCUCUUAUGAUCUUGUCUCUUAUCCAUACGUAGCUCAAGCUUAUGACAAAAAAGCUCCUGCUGGUUUUGUUAAAAAUGUUCCGCAGGCAAAUGCAGAGGAACAUACGAUUACUUACCUCUUCAGUGACGACAAUCCAAAUGCUUGUUCCAUUAUGUGA
This is a messenger RNA of Nicotiana tabacum (common tobacco), 520 nucleotides long. Lineage: Eukaryota; Viridiplantae; Streptophyta; Magnoliopsida; Solanales; Solanaceae. The record is from RefSeq and is a predicted model, not a curated record.